This is a messenger RNA of Perognathus longimembris pacificus (Pacific pocket mouse), 5168 nucleotides long. RefSeq names its product calpain 15 (gene Capn15). The record is from RefSeq and is a predicted model, not a curated record. Gene Ontology annotation, cellular component: cytoplasm. The transcript has 13 exons. Gene Ontology annotation, biological process: proteolysis. The coding region runs from base 470 to 3922 and encodes 1150 amino acids. NCBI's taxonomy places the organism in Eukaryota, Metazoa, Chordata, Mammalia, Rodentia, Heteromyidae. Gene Ontology annotation, molecular function: calcium-dependent cysteine-type endopeptidase activity.
CCGCCCAGAGACUGCAGCUCCCAGCGUGCUUUGCGUGGCUCAGCGUUCUCCUAUGGGAUCUGUAGUCUGAGCACCAUACCCAGCGCCGCGUGCGCCCCCAACGCGCCUUAGCCGCGGGCCCCAGCUGGGCGCCACGCUACGAAAGCGGCGUAAGGCUGGUUGGGUCGGCGGGGCAGGGCAAGCUGGCAGUACGGAGGAGGCGUAAGACUGCGGGGGGCCGGGCUCUCCGCGGCUGAGGCACGGGAGGCCGUCGGAGCUGCGCGGACGGUCACCCUCCCCGUAGAAGUUGUGGGUCAGCCGACUGAGGGGCCGCGCCCGGCCGCGGGCGCUGAAGUAAGCGCCACCGGCUCGCGGAGCCAGCAGCCUGUCUCCAGUGUGGGCACUCCUCUCUCCAUGCUCCCGUUGUUGGUGUGCAGUUGGCCAGAGGGGACCAGGCCUGGCUCUCAGCGUGGCCACUGUCCGUGGGGCCAUGGGGAGUUCCCCCUCCUCCCUGGCCGCCGAAACCGAGUCGGACCAUGGCUUUCCCCGGGGUCCCCCCUACUCGGGGCCCCCAGCAGCAGCUGGCUGGUGUAGGAGUGGCCCCGGGGGGCCUGUCUGGGGAAGUGCCCUGGUCACCAGACAGCACACACGGCCCCCCCGGGCCCGAAGCCACACACACUCGACUGGGUCUAUGGCCACAAUCGGGGAAUGGUCCUGUGCGCGCUGCACCUUCUUGAACCCAGCUGGCCAGCGCCAAUGCUCCAUCUGCGAGGCCCCCCGGCACAAGCCUGACCUUGACCAGAUCCUUCGGCUCAGCGUAGAGGAACAGAAAUGGCCCUGUGCUCGCUGCACAUUCCGGAACUUCUUAGGCAAGGAGGCCUGCGAGGUGUGCGGCUUCACCCCAGAACCCAUGCCUGGGGCCUCCCUACUGCCCAUUAUCAAUGGGGUCUUACCGAAGCCUCCCACUGUCCUGGUUGAGCCAAAGGGAAGCUGCAAAGAAGAGGCAGACCUGGUACAGACUGUGGGGCUGGUGGCCCUGGAGCCUGCCAGGGAGUGCCUCGAGAACGUGGGGAAAGAGCAGGAGCAUGAGGAGGAGGGGUUCGAGCUGAGGAGUGGAUGGGCUUGCCAGCGCUGCACCCUGCACAACACACCAGUGGCCAGCUCCUGUUCUGCCUGUGGGGGGCCCCGGAAAUUGUCACUACCUCGGAUCCCCCCAGAGGCCCUGGUCGUCCCUGAGGUUGUGGCCCCUGCAGGCUUCCAUAUUGCUCCAGCCCCUCCCCAGGCUGACCUCCCUGGGAGAGGUACAGAGGCUGACCCUCCCUCUACCAGCCAAGGUCCCACUUCCACUGACCAGGAGCCCCCUAAGGUACUAUCCUUCAGCCCCUUCUCACCCACCCUGCAGAACAAUCCCGUGCCCCGAAGCCGCAGGGAGGUCCCCCCACAGCUGCAGCCCCCUGUGCCUGAGGUUGCUCAGCCCUCGCCCUCUGCCAGCUCCAAGGGGCCCUCCAUUACCCAGGGCUCAGGCCGGGUAGUUGCUGGGGCCUCCCGCCUGACAGAGCUGCUGUCAGGCAAGCGGCUGAGUGUGCUUGAAGAAGAGGGCCCAGAGCGUGGCCCUGCCCCCUGUGAGGCCUGCAGUGACAUCAUUGAUCUGGCUGGAGACACAGUGCGCUACACACCAGCCAGCCCCUCCAGCCCUGACUUUACCACCUGGUCAUGUGCCAAGUGCACGCUCAGGAACCCCACCGCAGCCCCUAGGUGCUCAGUAUGUGGCUGUUCCAAGCUGCAUGGCUUCCAGGAGCACGGCGAGCCCCUCACGCACUGCCCGGACUGCGGCUCUGACAAGUCUAGCCCCUGUGGUGGCUGUUGUGGACGCGCCCCACCAGUGCACAAGGCCUCCCGUCUCCUGCCUGAGCGCCAGGGCCAGUGGGUCUGCCCUGCCUGCACCCUGAUCAACACGCCCCCGGCCAAGCACUGUGUGGCCUGCCACACCCCCCAGGUCCUGGUGACCCAGCGCAGGGGCACUGCACCCCUGAGACGCAGGGAGAGCAUGCAUGUGGAGAAGCGGAGGCAGACAGAUGAGGGUGAGGCCAAAGCACUCUGGGAGAACAUCGUGGCCUUCUGCCGGGAGAACAGCGUGAGCUUUGUGGAUGACAGCUUCCCCCCUGGGCCUGCGUCUGUGGGCUUCCCAGUGGGCGACAGUGUCCAGCAGCGUGUGAAGCAGUGGCUGCGGCCCCGUGAGAUCAACUGCUCUGUCUUCAGGGACCACAGCACCCCGUGGUCAGUCUUUCACACCCUCCGGCCUUCAGACAUCCUCCAGGGCCUGUUAGGGAACUGCUGGUUCCUGAGUGCACUGGCAGUGCUGGCCGAGCGGCCUGAUUUGGUUGAGCGGGUGAUGGUCACGCGUAGCCUGUGUGCAGAGGGAGCCUACCAGGUACGCCUAUGCAAGGAUGGCACGUGGACCACAGUGUUGGUGGACGACAUGCUACCAUGUGACGAGGCUGGCUUCCUCCUCUUCUCCCAGGCACAGCGGAAGCAGCUGUGGGUGGCUCUCAUCGAGAAGGCGCUGGCCAAGCUGCACGGCUCCUACUUUGCCCUCCAGGCAGGGCGCGCCAUUGAAGGCCUGGCCACACUCACCGGCGCCCCCUGCGAGAGCCUGGCGCUGCAGGUCAGCUCCACUAACCCCCGCGAGGAGCCCGUUGACACUGACCUCAUCUGGGCCAAAAUGCUGAGUUCUAAGGAGGCUGGGUUCCUCAUGGGUGCCUCCUGUGGGGGAGGCAACAUGAAGGUGGAUGAUGCUGCCUAUGAGAGUCUGGGCCUGCGCCCUCGCCAUGCUUACUCCAUCUUGGAUGUCCGUGAUGUCCAGGGCUCCAGGCUCCUGCGGCUCCGGAACCCCUGGGGCCGUUUCUCCUGGAAUGGCAGCUGGUCAGAUGAGUGGCCACACUGGCCAGGGCACCUGAGAGCUGAACUCAUGCCACAUGGCAGCAGUGAGGGUGUCUUCUGGAUGGAGUACAGUGAUUUCAUCAGGUACUUUGAUUCCGUGGACAUCUGCAAGAUACACUCAGACUGGCAGGAGGUGCGGGUGCAGGGAAGCUUCCCCAGCACAGCCAGUGGGCCUGUAGGAGUGACCGCACUCACCGUGCUGGAGCGAGCCUCGCUGGAGUUUGCGCUCUUCCAGGAGGGUAGCAGGCGCUCAGACACAGUGGACAGCCACCUGCUGGACCUCUGCAUCCUGGUAUUCCGAGCCACCUUUGGCAGUGGCGGCCGCCUGAGCCUGGGCCGCCUCUUGGCCCACAGCAAACGCGCAGUCAAAAAGUUUGUGAACUGUGACAUCAUGCUGGAGCCUGGCGAGUAUGCCGUAGUGUGCUGUGCCUUCAACCACUGGAGCCCUGCCCCAGCAGGGCCACCCACUGCAGCUCAGGCCUCUAGUCCUUCGGCAGGAGUGCCCCACGCUGCCCCUGAGCCACCUGGCCACGUGCUCGCCGUGUACAGCUCCAGGCUAGUCAUGGUGGAACCAGUAGAAGCACAGCCAACCACACUGGCAGAUGCCAUCAUCCUGCUUACAGAGAGCCGGGGGGAGCGCCAUGAGGGCCGGGAGGGCAUGACCUGCUACUACCUGACGCAUGGCUGGGCAGGCCUGAUUGUGGUGGUGGAGAACCGGCACCCCAAGUCUUACCUGCACGUGCAGUGUGACUGCACAGACAGCUUCAAUGUGGUGUCCACGCGUGGCAGCCUGCGCACCCAGGACAGCGUGCCUCCCCUGCACAGGCAGGUUCUGGUGAUACUGUCCCAGCUGGAGGGCAACGCUGGAUUCUCCAUCACCCACCGCCUGGCACACCGCAAGGCGGCCCAGGCCCUCCUCAGUGACUGGACAGCCUCCAGGGGCACCCACUGCCCCCCCCUCACUCCUGAGGUUGCUGGCCUACAUGGGCCCCGGCCGUUGUGACCGCCACAUCCUGGGAUGGGCUGUGUGCAUACCACCCCCUCCCCCCCUCCAUGUGCACUUUAUGAGGGAGACCCCAAAGGAGGAUGCUUGAACCAGAAUCUCAGGACCCCACCCAGGGAGCUGAUAUCUGCAGAGCACAGCUUCCCUGGGCCUUCCCUCCCCCCUUCCUCUCCCCUCCCUCCCCAUUCCUCUUAUCCCACCCUGGGCAUCUCAGUUCCCUGGCCAGGCUUCCCAGCCACCAAGCAGAAUACCUCGAGCCAGAUGGGCUGCAUGCCCUCCCCUUCCACCUUCCAGCCCUGGAGACAGCUUCAGGCAUCAGAGCCAGGCUGGGCUGCCCCUCCCUGUGAGCAUGGCAGCCAGGAUCUCUGUUCACAGAACCAAAUCGGGGCCCAAGCUAAGACCUAGCAAGAGCUGAAACUUCCCUUUGUGGGGCUCAAGGUCCAUGGCUUCUUGCCUCUGUUUACCCAAGCCCAGCUCCCUGCCCUCACAAGGUGAGCGGGUUCCCUGGAGCCCUGUCACAUGAGCAGCACAUUCCAGGAGCAGGUACCUGAUGGCCAUAGGCCAACACUUGGGGACAGAAGGCCUCCUCCAGCUGCCUCUCCUGUGACACUAUGCAACUCCUGGAAUGCCUGCCAGGACUGAAGCCAUGACCAGGUUGGGGGCUGGGGGCCAGGCCCAGCCCUGCUGCCUAGAGAGGUGCUUUGUCCUUAGCGCCUCUGACCAUGGUCAAGUGGGCUAAGAUUCAGUAGAGCCCUGAGCCAAUCCAAUCCUAUGACCUUGGCCAUCCACAGAGAAGGACCCCCCACCCCAGGCACAGCAGGGUCCCAAGGCACAAGCAGGCUCAGCAGCUCCCCUUGCCUAUCCCAGCAAGAAGACCAGGAAGCUGAGCUGCCCACCUGCCCAGUGUCCCCCAGCUGCUUGUUGAGGCCAAAGUCCUUGUCUGCCACAUGGGCACCUGAGUCCAGCUUCCUGAGCCUCCUGCCCUGCUGUCACUGUCCUGUACCCCCAGCCUGCCCACAGCCCUCCCUAUGGGGGCUCGCAGUAUUUUUACACCUAGAGAAACUUCCCUUUCCCCACUGGGCCCCCUUUUACUCCGAGCUGUGAAUAUUUUUAACACUGUAAAUACAGCCAGCUCUUCGGACACAGAGACUAUUUUAUCAGCUGCCAGCCCCUUCCCUGUUCUGAUGACUCCAUGGGCGGUUUCCACUCAGGCUCCAAGGACCAAAUAAAAGCAUUUUGUUUUGUA